Lucilia cuprina (Australian sheep blowfly) is the source of this 2632-nucleotide messenger RNA. It is a transcript of the gene Golgin97, whose product is annotated as golgin subfamily A member 1. Gene Ontology annotation, cellular component: Golgi apparatus. The record is from RefSeq and is a predicted model, not a curated record. The transcript is spliced from 7 exons. Bases 361 to 2337 code for a protein of 658 amino acids. Lineage: Eukaryota; Metazoa; Arthropoda; Insecta; Diptera; Calliphoridae.
UUUUUUCUUAUUGGGAAAUACAAAUAAAAAAGUAGGAAAAUUUGCAUAAUUACUUGAUAAGUAAAAAACGAAAAAUACACAAAAUAAACUACAAAAUUGAUAAAAAUUUAAUUAGUUCAACAUGUUUAACGAAGUGAUAACUCGAAAAAACUAAAAUUUCCAACAAAAACCUAACAUUAGUGAAUUAAAACCUCAACAUUCCAAAUGGCUUAAACAAAAGAAAAAAGUUCUAAGCCAAAAACAAAUAAUAAUAAUUGUUCAUAUCCUUACAUGUUAAAAUAGACUGAAUACAUAACUAAACCAGUAAUUAGUGCAAUAAUUUAAUUUAAAUAUCGUAAGAAAUAAAAAAAACACGAAAAAAUGUUUGCUUCUUUGAAAAAUAAAAUAAAAGAAGAGACGGGCUCCGAAGUGGCUGGACCAGGAGUUGUUAACAUGCCACAGCUGCAGCCACAUCAGCUUACAGCUAUGAAUCAUACAGCAAACAAUAAUAAUAACAAUAAUAAUCGUCUUAAAAGUCGUUUUUCCUCUACCAUUAGUGUUAAUUCGAAUGAUGAAAGUUUACAGUCUGAAUCAUUAAUCACACUUAGACAACAGUGCCAGGAGCUUUCCGCCAAAGCUUCGGAGCUACAAAAUCGUAUUAGUCAAUUGCAGGAGGAAAAAUUACGUGUGGAAAAGACAAAUGAAAUACUUUUGGAAACAGUAAAAGUCGCUCAAACCCAAAAAGAUAUCUACUGUGAGGAACAAGAGAAAAUACAAAAUAUGCAACAGAAUGAAAUUGAUAAACUACGCAGUCUAUUGUCAUUUCGUGAACAGGAAGCUGUGGAUCGUUUAAAUGCUAUGCGUCAGCAUCAAACGCAGGUGGAGAAUCUGACAUCUGAGUUGGAAAGAUUUAAACAUUAUGAAACGGAAGUAGAAGAUUUAAAGGACGAAUUACAACAACUUAGACAUUCCUCUCAACAAGAUAAAAACAAUUUAACCACAACUUUAGCGGCCAUAGAAGAAGAAAAUCGUCAUUUAAAAAUGCGUUUACAAAUUGUCGAAAAGGCACGUAUUGAAUCGCUCAGCACACUAAGUGGUGAUGACAAGCUACAAGCGUUGGUGCAUGAACGUAAAUUACUAGAACAGCAUCUAGAAGAGGCUCAUCUACAGCUAUCGGAUAUAAAAAGUUCUUGGAGUGGUCAGAAUUUAGCUUUAGAAACACAAGUGAGUCGUCUAUCGAAACAAGUAGCCGAAGAAACCACCGAAAAGAGAAAAAUCUUAAAAACAAAAGAUGAUCUUAUCGAAAGGGUAAAACAUGUAGAAUUUGAAUUACUUAAAGCUAAAGAUGAAAUAAAACAAAGAGAUGAUAAGAUUAAACUCUUGGAGGAGGAAAUUGAUGAAUUAAAUUUAGCUUUGAAAGAGUGUCGCGAGGAAAAUGAACAACAAAUUGUCUAUGAACGCAAUAAAUCCGCCUCUUUAGAAGCAGAAAAUCUAGAUUUAAAAAAUCGCCUCGAAGCAGCCGACGAACGUUUUGGUAAUUAUGCUGCCGAUGCUGCUAAUGUUUCCCAAACUUUACGGCAACAAUUAAACGAAAUACAACAACAACUAAACGAUACUCAACUAUUGUUGGAAAACGAAAAAGAAGAAAAACUUACGGCUCUACUGAAGAAUGCUGAAAUCUCACAAAGUGAAGAAUUACUAAAGAAAGAACUGCGUGACGAAAGAGAUGAAGCCAAUGAAAUUCAUGAAAAGAAUGCAACUUUAGAGGGACAAUUAAAGACGAAACAAUUGGAAAUAUUAGAGUGUAAACAGCAGCUGGAGGAAAUGCAACGUAAAGUGGAAGAGAGUAAAACGAAAAUUAAGGAAUGUGAUGAACUGCAAAGUGAUAUAACGGAAAAGAAUAAGACUAUUAAAGUUUUAAAUCAACGUUUAACCGAUUUAAAAAAGACUUUACAAAAAGAAUUCUCUUCAGCCAAAUCACUCGAAGAGUUCAGCGAAAACCAAAAGACUACCACAUCAUCAACAACAACAACAACAACACCAGCAAUAAUUGCCACAACAACAACAUAUUCUAAUGAUAAUACAAAAUUAUGUCAAAAUUGUGGUUGUUUAAUUAAAAAUAGUAUUAUAAUGGAUGAAGUUAAUUUUAAAUAUUUAAAACAUGUCAUUGUUAAAUUUCUAACAAGUCGAGAGGUUGAAGCUCGUCAUUUAAUACGUGCCGUUGCUACGCUACUUAAACUAACCAAAGAAGAGGAAAAACUUUUGCAUGACACAUUAAAUUGGAAAAUGAGCUGGUUUGGUUCAAAACCUAAUCAUGGUAGCGGUCAAAGGGCAUUUUCAAUACCACCUACCAGUUAAUAGUAGUAGUUCUAAGGUGUUUUGAAUACUACAAAAAAGAAAAAUCGAAUUUUAUUUUUUUCAUUCCAUAUUUAUGUUUUUGCAUUUAUACUAAUUUCACUAAUAUAUGCUUUUUAUUAAUGCAAAACAUAUUUUUAUGUAUAUUUUUGUAAUAUUUAUAUAUAUAUAUUUUUUUUUUCAAUUUGAAACGAAAAUGUUGUGUAUUUAUAUAAUGAUCUCUAUGCUAAAGAAAAGUAAUUUGUAUUAGAAAAAAAACCAAAUUGUUAUACAAUUGCAUUUUUUAACAAUUUAUUAA